AUGGAUGUUACUGUGCAGAACUUUCCAUACCAUCUCCCCCGGAUCCUAGAUGACUUGGCGAACUGCUGCUUUGUCUCGUUGGACUUUGAGUUCUCCGGUAUCUCAUAUGGCAUCACGUCGCAAGGAACAGCCCAAGGACCGCAGUCAUUGCAGGAUCGUUACUCGGAGACCAAGAGUGCAGCUGAUAAAUUCCGAAUUCUACAGAUUGGAUUGACGAUCUGCCAUGAGGAUGUUACGACUGGAUUAUACACCCUCAAGCCAUAUAAUAUGUAUCUCAGCCCGGCAAUCGAUCACAGAUUGGAAGUGGAAAGGAAUAUCACCUUUCAGAGCAGUGCCGCCGAUUUCCUUUUGGAGAACAACUUUAGCAUGGAUGCAUACUUCAAAAAUGGAGUAAAGUAUCUCUCCCGAGACGAGGAGAAAGAGGCUACGGCCAAAGCCACGGAACGGCGUGAUCGCCCGGUGGUACGUCGUCUCAAAAUAGACGUCAAAGAACAGGAUCAAGAGUCGCUCGAAUUCUUGGAAGCCGUUCGAAAAUUAGUUGAUGAUUGGCUUGCUCUUGGUAAUGGCCGUGAUAGUUAUUUGAACAUUCCACCCCCAACCCGCAUGAAUGACCCCAAGCCUAGGGGGUUCUUUCCUACGACCCUGAACAGGUUCCAGAAGAGGCUCGUCCACCAACUUAUUGAAACAGAAUAUCCGUCCUUGGUGACAGUCGGCAAGCCUGCAUUCAUCCAGAUCUUGGAGUUCGACGAAGCACGGGAAAAGGCCGUCCGAGAACAGCGGAUGAGGUACCAGGAAGAGAGGAUGAUGAAACAGAAAGGAUUCCGGUGGAUUGCAGAAGCGCUGGCCGGGAGUGAUCUAUCAAGCCUGGACCCAGGCUGCUUCAUGGGUGUCAUGGCGAAUUCUCCCGCGAGAGCCGGGUUAUCUCUGAAGGAAUUUGCGAACAGACUGAAGCAGCGGUUGAGAACCCACCGGCCUGUUAUUGUUGGGCACAAUCUGUUUACGGAUUUGAUUUACUUUUAUAGAUGCUUUUUCGGGCCGUUGCCGGAGCGUGUUGAGGAUUUUCAGGUCGCAGCUCAUGAGAUGUUUCCGGUCUUGAUGGACACCAAGUAUAUGGCCACGCAUGACUGUGGAUCGAUCAACCCGAUAUCAUCUUUGGCAGAGAUAAAUGACAGUUUGCUGAAGACGUCGACACCCAGGAUGACCGUACACCCUCAACACUCCAAAUAUCACUCCCGGAAGAUUGAUCAUGAGGCGGGAUACGACAGUUUAUUGACAGCGCAGAUAUUCAUCAAGCUGUCCGCUCAACUCCGUCAUGGAGGGACCUCAAAGUAUCUUGGAACAGCCCUGUUGACACAACCGGCAGAGUCCACAGAGUCUACAAACCUGCGCACAAGAUUCGAUCUUCUCCAAUGCGAAGAGACUACAAACACCUUUAGUAGCAGUAUCCCAGCAGCCACGACACCCCAGACCCGGAAAAUGGUGGACAACGGCGAAUUGAUCCCCCGAUUUGACGCGGAAUUCUGGAAAGCGUACGGCAACCGGCUUCGUGUUUUUGGCACCGAAGAACGGAUGUGCAUCAUUGGAUAG
Aspergillus chevalieri is the source of this 1587-nucleotide messenger RNA. Its product is annotated as CAF1 family ribonuclease. The transcript has 5 exons. Lineage: Eukaryota; Fungi; Ascomycota; Eurotiomycetes; Eurotiales; Aspergillaceae. Gene Ontology annotation, biological process: nuclear-transcribed mRNA poly(A) tail shortening. Bases 1 to 1587 code for a protein of 528 amino acids. Gene Ontology annotation, molecular function: RNA binding; poly(A)-specific ribonuclease activity. The record is from RefSeq and is a predicted model, not a curated record. Gene Ontology annotation, cellular component: cytoplasm.